AAGUUUCAGUAAUAGGCUGUAUGGCAGCAGGGAGGUGACCAGCAGCUGCAGCAGCGGCGGCAGCAGCAGCAGCUCACUGGAGAAUAGCUCCUCUAUGAACGCCCUUCUGACUGACUUGCCUGUGAAUCACAUUUUCCACCUACAACACUGUUACUUCAGCCUGGGCCCCUCCGAAGGAACACAUGCAACAAAAGCUUUCUUCCUCACCGAUAACUUCACUCAGCCGAGGCGAUCUGCUGCUGCGCGCUCAGCUGACUGCUUUAAACAAGUUAGAAGAGAAGAGCAAUACGAUCGACUAAUCGGACACGUUUGUUUGAAGACUUUCCACUAAAGUUUUUCUCUUUUUUCUCUCUCUUUGAUGGAAGAUCAUGAGCGAGUAUCGGAAUAAUGCUCUAUUCAUUCCUCUGUCACAGUUAAUCAAUCAGCCCCGAUGGAGCCGUAUAAGCUAGCGAACAAGUGUUUCUACCCUGAUCGAUGGUAGUUAUUGAUACAUCGUUGUUGAUUAUCGGGAAGUGAGUAUUGAUCUGUACUGACAUGGAUCUUCAGGUGCUUGUCUGGCUGUUCUACUGCUUUCUGAUGCCCACCGUGCUGUUAACAGCUUGUCUGUUUCGUUACAACAUCCUGUCACUGGUUCACUUCCUCUACCUGCUGCUGCUGCCAUGGUUCCUGUGUCCAAACAAGCACACAAUCAGAGGUCACACAGGUCGCUUUAUCAGAGCGGUGUUCUGCACCAGUCUACUAUUUGUACUGGCACACAUCUGCUUCCAGACAGUACUAUACACAUAUCCACCUCUCAACAUCGCCAUAGGUGAUAACUGUUCGCAAUGGGACACCAUAACCAGACAUAUAGGACUGUCCAGGCUUCCCUUGGAUGAUCCAUGGAAUUUGUUACGCCUUCUGUGUCCUGACCUGGGUGUGUGUGUGGUUUCCUUGAUAACAGUCAUCCUCUGCAACAGACUGGUCAGGAACAGAGAAAUGGUGGCUGCUGCCAACAUUACAUCGCUCGACGAUGAUCCAACAGAAGAAAACACAGAUGAUGAGGAGCAGGAAGAAGAGGAGAAAGAGGCAUCAGGAGAUGAAGAUGAAGAAGAAAAGUCAUUAGCUGGUGAUCCUGAUGAGGAGGUUUCCACAGCAACCAAAGCCAAGCAGCUGGCCGAGCGUCUGAAGGCCACAGCCCGGAAAGUUCUACGGGACCUGGGGAGAAUCUUGGCCAUCAGCCUACUGGCUUUGGCUGGCAUCACACUGCCCUCUGCCUUCUCAGCCAUCUACUUCCUGCUUUUCAUCGGCGUGUGCACGUGGUGGGCAUGCCACCUUCCCAUCAGUCACCUGGGUUUCAAUGCUCUGUGUGUGAUGGUGGGCUUCUUCACGGCUGGUCACAUGGUUUGUCUGUACUUGUACCAGAGUCUGCUGGCCCAGGCCCUGUUCCCCCCACACAGUCUGUGGGCCAGACUCUUUGGACUAAAGGACAUCAUCCUACCAGGAAACUGCUCCUCACCCUAUGACCUUAACCUUAAUGCCAAUCAUGAUUGGCCAGUUUAUGUCAACCCAGGGAUACUGUUCCUCCUCUACAUUACCAUAGCAACUGUUCUCAAGACAGGAUGUCAUAGCACACCUUACCAGCAGGUUAAGGAGCAGCAGCAGGAGAAAGCUGAAGACGAGGAGAUGGUGGAGUUAAAGUCAUGGAACCAACAGAAAGAGGACUAUGAAGAUGACACACAGCUCAUGCUCCUGUCUAUAGGCACAGAGGGCAGCAGAGGAGGAACUUUGGCUGGAGAGAGUCAGCCAGAUCUGGGUGAUAGUGCCCCCAGUGGACCCCGAAAAAGUGAGAGCCCAUUUUUCUUGCUGGGAAAGGUGGUCAUGCAGCAGAGCUAUGUCUGUGCACUCAUAGCUAUGAUGGUUUGGAGCAUUACGUACCACAGCUGGCUGACCUUUGUGCUGCUGCUGUGGGCCUGUCUCAUCUGGAUCCUGCGUGCCAGACGACAUGCAGCCACACUGUGCUCUCCGUUCAUCCUGCUCUAUGGCCUGGCUCUGUGCUGUCUGCAGUACGUCUGGGCCAUGGAGUUACAGCCUGAACUGCCCACCACUGUGGGCACCAUGAGCCUCAGACAGCUGGGACUGGACCGAGCACAGUAUCCCUGUCUACGACUGGGAGCUUUGCUCCUGUACACUUUAACCUUCUGGCUGUUAGUACGUCAGUCAGUGAAGGAAAACUUCAGCAGGAAGAGGAAAAUGGUCACACCACUACAGGAAGUCACUACAGGAGAAGAGGGAGCUGGUAAUGAAUCAGUGCUGAAAGUUCUAGGAGGCAUGGUGAUGAGCUGUUAUGCCAAAUACUGGAUCUAUGUGUGCGGAGGGAUGUUCAUCAUGGUCUCCUUUGCUGGAAAACUUGUCGGAUACAAAAUCAUCUACAUGCUGCUGUUCCUGCUCUGCCUCUGUCUCUAUCAGGUGUACUAUUCUCUGUGGAGGCGUCUGUUGAAGAUCUUCUGGUGGCUGGUUGUGGCCUACACUAUGCUGGUGCUCAUCUCCAUCUACACUUUCCAGUUUGAAGACUUCCCUGGAUACUGGAGGAACUUUACUGGUUUCACAGAAGAACAGCUGGCAGCGAUCGGUCUGGAAACAUUUGCUCUGUCUGAACUCUUCAGCAGUAUUCUGAUCCCUGGCUUCUUCCUGCUGGCCUGUAUUCUGCAGCUGCACUACUUCCACAAACCCUUCAUGAGAAUUACUGACCUGGAGCAUGUUACACCUAUACACAAGAAGAAGAGCAGUGAGCAGUCUGAGCCAACUGGUUCUGGUGAUGUGGAAACGAACUUUGAAGAGGAAGACCUGGGGACUAACAUUGAUGAGGAGUCUGAAGAUGAAGUGGAGUUGGUGCCCAGUAAGUGGGGUCUGGUGAUGGACAGGUUACUGGUCCUGUCUAGAAGGUUCUCUGACAUUCUCACCAAAAUCCAAGUGUUUCUCUGGAGGCUUCUGGAGCUCCACAUCCUCAAGAUGGUGGCCUUCUUCUCUGUGUGGGUUUCGCUCCAAGAGCCAUCUGUGAUGAACCUGGUCCUGGUGGUACUGUGGUCUCUGGCCAUGCCCUACGGUCGCUUUAGACCCAUGGCUUCCUGUCUGUCUACAGUCUGGGUGUGUGUCAUCAUCGUGUGUAAGAUGCUGUACCAGCUCAGUGUUGUCAACCCUGAUGAGUACUCCAGUAACUGUACCCUGCCUCUAACAAAUGAAACCAACCUGCUGCCAGAAGAGAUGAAGAACUCCUCUCUGUAUAAGAAUCGAGUGGAUCCAGCCAAAUGGUUUGGCAUCAGGAAAGAUGCCACAGUACUGGGAUACAGCAAGGACCAUUUAAUGGUGCUGAUGUUGUUGGUGUUUGAGGCAACAGUGUAUCGUCACCAGGCUCACCACUACCGUCAGCUCCAACGAUCUCCCCCCACCAUCCCUGCUCUGUUCCCCGCUGCCACCAGGGACACGCUGGACAAGGGCCUCAUCCCCUGCUUCAAGUACCUGCUCAACUACACCUUCUACAAGUUUGGAUUAGAGAUCUGCUUCCUGAUGACGGUGAAUGUGAUUGGCCAGCGGAUGAACUUCUUGGUGAUAAUCCACGGCUGUUGGUUGGUGGCCAUCUUGGUGAGGCGGCGGCGGGCAGAAAUUGCCAAGAUCUGGCCCAAAUAUUGUCUGUUUCUGUCCAUAUUCAUGAUCUACCAGUAUCUCCUGUGUGUGGGCAUACCUCCUGCUCUCUGUAUAGACUACCCCUGGCGGUGGAACACUCCAGUGCUGAUGAACUCAGCUCUCAUUAAAUGGAUCUUUCUGCCCGACUUCUACACUGUGCCAAACUCCAAAAAUCUUAUAGCGGACUUUGUGCUGCUCAUGUGUGCAUCCCAGCAGUGGAAGGUGUUUGAGUGUGAGCACACGGAGGAGUGGAUGGUUCUGGCAGGAGAGAACACAGACGACCCUGAACCAAUGGAGGGUCGACUGUUCAACCCGGCACCCAACUUUAUCAACUGCAGGAGCUACCUGGACAUGGCUAAAGUUUUGGUCUUUCGUCACCUCUUCUGGUUUGUGCUGUCAGUUGUCUUCAUCACCGGGGCAACAAGGAUCUCUGUGUUUGGACUGGGCUACCUGCUGGCUUGCUUCUUUUUUCUGCUGUUUGGGACGAGGCUAUUGGUCAAACCAUCCAGGACCCGCCUCGUCAUGUGGGACUGUCUCAUCAUCUACAACGUGGCAGUCAUUAUCUCUAAAAAUAUGUUAUCAAUCCUGGCGUGUGUGUUUGUGUUUGAGAUGCAGAAAGGCUUCUGUUGGGUCAUUCAACUCUUCAGCCUGGUUUGCACAGUCAAAGGAUACUAUGACCCAAAAGCAGUGAGUGACAAGACGUGCAGCCUCCCAGUAGAAGAGGCCGGGAUCAUCUGGGACAGUAUCUGUUUUCUCUUUCUGUUGCUGCAGCGGAGGGUUUUCCUCAGUUACUACUUCCUGCAUGUGAUGGCAGAGCUGCAGGCUUCUGCCAAACAGGCCUCCAGGGGGUUUGAGCUCUUCAGAGCCAGCAUCGUGAAGAACAUUAAGUUCCACCAACAAGCUGAGCAAAAAUCUCUGUCACAGCUCAAGAGAUCGAUGCAGAGGAUUCGCUCAAAGCAGCAGAAGUACAAAGAAGGACACAAAACAAGUGAAGAUUCCAAAGAGAGUCAGACUGCUGAGACCCAGAAAGACAAGAAGAGUUCCAGGAAGAAAAAGUGGUACCAGCCAUGGUUGGACCAUGCUACAGUGCUCCACUCAGGAGAGUAUUACCUAUUUGAAUCAGACAGUGAGGAUGAAGAGGAGUCUGAAGAACAGAAGCCGCAGAAACAGACUGCCUGUCAGCUGGCAUACCAGGCAUGGGUGUCCAGUGUGAAAGCAGCUUUGAGAGAACGGCAGAGACAUCAGAGACAGCUGAAGAAGAUUGAGAAGAAAGAGAAAGAAAGAGAACAAAGAGUGGAUUCACAACAGGAGGCUUUUUCUGUGAUAGGUUGUGGGGACAAUGAUGUGUUUGAGGACCCUGGCGUUCAGGAGGAGGUGGAGGAGCCGGAGGAAGAGGAGUCUGGUCAUGGUGAGAUGGUUCAGAGGAUCCUGGAUAUCCUGCGCUUCUUAUGGGCCAUUGUUCUGGCCAUGGUGGAUGGACUGACUCAAUGGCUCAACCUGCUGACCAAACAGUACAGAGAAACAUCUACUGUUCUGUGCAACGAACGCUACUUCAUCAUACACAAGAUACAGCAGCAUCCAACAGCAGACUCCACAGACGAUCAGAUAUCAGAGGACAGUGAGAAUCCCACACUGGAGACUUGUUUGGAUGAGACUGAUGCAGACUCCACCAAAUUCAGCUGCCUGGAGGUGGACAGCAGAGGUGUGACAGGCCGGUCUACCCCAAGACCAAGGCUCAACAGCACUGGGAACCUGUUGAGUCCAGAACCCCCAUCCAGCAGCAUGGAGCUUCUACCAGUCCCAUCCAAACAACAACACAGACACUCCAGAACAGCCAGUGAGCUGCUGGGAGACAGGCAGUUCUUCAUUGAGGAGCUGGAACAGAGCAGAGAGUUCUAUAACAACCAGAGCCGUCUUCUGAAGCUGCUGUUUGCCAUGUACAACCUGCUGGCAGCCAACUCUGAGCUCGUCUGUUAUUUUAUCAUAGUGUUAAACAACAUGGUCAGUGCCUCUGUGAUAUCACUGGUCCUCCCCAUACUGGUGUUCCUGUGGGCUAUGUUGUCUGUUCCAAGACCGACAAAGAGGUUUUGGAUGACUGCUAUCGUCUACACAGAGGUGAUGGUGUUGGUGAAAUACCUUUUCCAGUUUGGGUUCUUUCCUUGGAACAGUGUUUAUGAGAUGACUUUAAAUGAAGACAAACCAUUCUUCCCACCUCGGAUCCUGGGCCUGGAGAAGACUGACAACUACAUCAGAUAUGAUCUUCUUCAGCUGCUGGUGCUGUUCUUUCACAGAUCCCUGCUCAUGCGUUAUGGCCUUUGGGACCACGAGGGUCCCCUGGAGGAGGAGAGCCCCUCAUCAGAAAGUGAUAAGGAUGAAGGAAAAGCUAGAGAAGGAGAUGAAGAUGGAAGGAGGAAGGAGAGAAGACGAGAGGAGGAGGAGGAAGGCAGAGUGAGCUCAGCAUCUACCUUGGAAAACCUUGAAGUGACUGAACUGGACCAGCUUCCAAAGGAUGAUGUGGACUAUGCUGAACCGAGCACCAGCUCUGCUGCGAUCACACAACCUGCUGCAGCUGAAGCAGCACCCACGGAGUCAAAUGAUGGACAGGAAACUCCCACCAGGCCAGAGGAGGAGGAGAAGAGGGAGGGAUACCCUGAGCAGGUGAUCGAGGAAGUCCCAAAGAAAAGCAGCAGUAUUCGCUUCCGCAAGAAACCUAAACAACCCAAACAACAGCGCAGCAAAGCUGUUUCAGUGGAGUCCACAGCUGAGACUGAAGAGCCCUGUGAAGAGCCAAUGAAGAAGAAGAAGCAGAAAGGCAGGAGGGCAGAGGCAGCCAGUCAGAGAUUGCUGGCUGUGGGACAGAAGAUAAAACAUGUCUUAAUCUCUGGUGUUCAGAGUGUUUACAAGCCGGUGCAGGGCUUCUUCAGGGGUAUUCUUCAUGCUGAGUAUCGGGCUGCCACAGAUGUCUAUGCACUCAUGUUUCUGACUGAUGUCAUUGACUUCAUUAUCGUCGUCUUUGGCUUUUGGGCUUUUGGGAAACACAGUGCCGCAGCUGAUAUAGCCUCCACCCUGUCAGAGGACCAGGUUCCUGAGGCCUUCCUGGUGAUGCUGCUCAUCCAGUUCAGCACCAUGAUCAUUGACAGAGCCUUGUACCUGCGCAAAGCUGUCUUGGGAAAACUUAUCUUCCAGGUGAUCCUUGUGUUUGGGAUCCACCUUUGGAUGUUCUUCAUCCUGCCUGCUGUCACCGAGAGGAAGUUCAAUCAGAACUUUGUUGCCCAGCUCUGGUACUUUGUCAAGUGUAUUUACUUUGGCCUGUCAGCCUAUCAGAUCCGCUGUGGAUAUCCCACUCGUAUCCUCGGCAACUUCCUCACCAAGAAAUACAACCACCUCAACCUGUUUCUCUUCCAAGGGUUUCGUCUUGUGCCAUUCCUGGUGGAGUUGCGAGCAGUGAUGGACUGGGUUUGGACUGACACGACUCUGUCUUUGUCAAACUGGAUGUGUGUGGAGGACAUUUAUGCCAACAUCUUCAUCAUUAAAUGCAGUCGAGAGACUGAGAAGAAAUACCCACAGCCUAAAGGACAGAAGAAGAAGAAGAUAGUGAAAUAUGGAAUGGGCGGACUCAUCAUCUUCUUCUUGAUCUGCAUCAUCUGGUUUCCCCUUCUGUUCAUUUCAUUGGUCAGAUCAGUGGUGGGUGUGGUCAACCACCCCAUCGAUGUCACAGUGACUGUCAAGCUGGGAGGAUACGAGUCCCUGUUCACCAUGAGUGUGCAGCAGCAGUCCAUCCAACCCUUCACAGAGGCUGAAUAUGACCAACUUACCAAAGACUUUGGAGACAACGCAGUAGCCAUGCAGUUCAUCACUCUCUACAGUUAUGAGGAUAUUGUGACGGCGAUGAUUGAAGGUAGUUCAGGAUCAGUAUGGAGGAUCAGUCCACCCAGCAGACAAGAAGUCAUCAAAGAGCUACUUGGAAGUCCUGUUGACCUAACACUACGUCUAGCCUGGAACUUCCAGAGGGACCUAGGCAAAGGAGGGACAGUUGAACACACAUUUGAUAAACACUCCAUAGACCUGGAACCUGGGAAUCCAGUCAGAGCAGAUCUGGCCUCUCUAUUGGUUGGCAAUCGCACUGAGCCUGUGCUUGUUCCUAAUAUGUUUCCUAACUACAUCCGUGCCCCCAAUGGAGCUGAGGCCAAACCUGUCAGUCAACUGUAUAAAGGUAAUGAAGACGGUUACCUGAAUAUAACCCUGUCCCUGAUGAGCGACAGAUCACUGAACGGCAGUGGGAACCAGGAGUGGUGGGACAUUGCCAUCGCAGGCUGUGCCUCCUCCUCAUGUGGGGUUCUACCCAUGGUCAUAUUCAAUGACAAAGUCAGUCCGCCCAGCUUGGGUUUCCUGGCUGGAUAUGGGAUCAUGGGUCUGUAUGUGUCCGUGGUCUUAGUCAUUGGGAAGUUUGUGCGCGGCUUCUUUAGUGAGAUCUCCCACUCCAUCAUGUUUGAGGAGCUGCCCUGUGUGGACCGCAUCCUGAAGCUCUGCACAGACAUCUUCCUGGUGCGUGAGACAGGAGAGCUGGAGCUGGAAGAGGAACUUUACUCCAAACUGAUCUUCCUCUAUCGAUCUCCAGAGACUAUGAUCAAAUGGACCAGGGACAUGCACAGUCGAGACCAAGACAGAUACUGACUGACUGACUGACUGAUUAUGUUUGGUUGCAAUAGAACACAGUGAUAUCUGAAGCACACUGUCCAGGGGACAGCAAAAUGUCCAUUUCUUAUCAGAGUGGACAUUGCCAACAGAACAAGGAGACAUGUGAAGGGAGAUGUACACUAAAGACAUACUGUAUGAAACAUUUCCUGUUGCUGGACACCUGUUGCUGUUGAAUCUUCACAGCUGCCUGAGCACUUUCAUCAAACCACCUUACACUACAGACCAUAGAGAGUGCAACUACAGUCCCACAGUGGGUGGGAUGGAUGGCAGUUUGAUGUCUGGCCUGCAGGAUUUGGACAUUACGGCCUUGGAAGGCAAAAUUAACGGUCAGAUUGAGCUAUGGUAAUGGUCAGAGGUCAAAGGUCAAACACAAGAGAUACUUUAUUCCCGACUUCUGUGCAUUUGAGCCACCCUGGUGGAGUGACUGUGUGGCUGAAACUGCUUGUAGGUCAAACUACCUGCAGUUACUGUAUAAGUUUGCUGAUUGAUUCGACAACAGGCCAUGCUGUCAGACUCAGGAAUGCUUUAAAAUCAUUCAUUCUUGUAACAGUAAUGUGCACAGCAGCCAUGUUCGUUUGACUUUGCAUCAUGAACAGAGGUUUGGCAAAACAAGUCUAAUUUAAAGGGCUCAUUUAGGGUUUAGGAAGCCAAAUUCUGAGUUUCAGUUCUCAGUCACCACAGAAAACGGAAUGGAAAUGUACAUGGCUUAAACACUAAACUUCCAAGUUGAAGAAAAGAUGUCACUGUUGUGUUGGCUGACAGAACUGGUGAUCUUAAAACCAAAGACAAAACACAAGUAAAAGAAGACUAGGGGUCCAAGCAGAUUUUUGAGCAUUUGGACAAGAAACACUUUAUUUUCUUCAAGUAAUUCAUCGUGAUCAUCACUACAUGCUGAUGCUCUGUUGAGGUAUAUAAAUCUACUUUCAGAAACAUUUAAUGUAGAUUAUGACCUUCUGUGAAAACGUGUUUCACAUGACUACAUUUGUAUUGAUUUUUCUUUUUUCAAGAUCUGUCUAGUAAUUUAUGCACAAAUACUGCUACUAUGUGAGAAGUGUCAAAACUUACCCUGGAAAAUGCAAAGAUUCAGACCCCGUGCAAGACGCAGGAUUUGGACUCUUAACCUUUGCAUUAAAGGACAAUCACCUCACCACUCAAUUACUGAGCAAAUCAGCUCACCAGUGUAUAUGUACAACCAUGAAAAUACCAAGGGACAUGCCUAGAAGGUUUUGACAGACUGAAUUAUGAAUUGAAUGAAGUUCUGUUUACAUGAGAUGAAUAUGUAGCUUUUGUAUUAUUUUAUACAUAUUGGAUAUUUGAGAUUUGUCACAAGAGAUGGGGAAGUUGAGUCUGGACUUGAUAAAGUAGCAGAGGAUAUGGCAUGUCAAGUUCACAACAGAUGGGCAGAAACAGGAGGAAGCACACACUGUGGCUGCAUUCAGCCACGACAAAACAUAGCAAAAGGUUUAUUUAAACACAAACAGUGUUGAACACCCUUGGUGCUUCUUAAAGUCAAGAAUGCUUCCAAGACUUUUUCCUAGCAUUUGGUGAACGCACAUUGGAACAGGCUAGCGAGUGCUCAGGUGUGUGUCAUUAAAGAGGGCCCGCCUUCAAUUUCGGCAAAUCGUGGACAAAGACUUGUGAGUACUUCAUGCAUGCUGAGGAUACACAUAUGCAUCCUUGAAAAUUCUCUGAAGGAAGGACUCGGUGCUUGGUAGAAUUUGAAGGAUCCUUGACAUUGGAACAGUCCUUUGGCAGGACUUGAUGAUAGCCUCCUUGAAAUUUAGUCAUUUAAGGAUCCUUCCUUGACUUUGAGAAGCACCACCUGUUGUGUUUAGCAGGUGGACAGCCUUUUAAUAUUGCAGGGUUAAAUUCAAUUCAAAGGAGCUUUACUGGCAUGGGAAACAAAUGUUUAGAUUGCCAAAGUAUGUGCAAUAAAAGCAAAAAUUGUAUGUACAGUAAGUAAAGAUAUACCAAAAUUUGGUUUAUGUACACAUCGCUGCUGAUUGGGUAACACUUCUGACACAUCCACCAAAUGAGAGAAAACAUACCCUUUGCACACCGUUUCACACUUUGAAGAAACAUGUUGUUUAACCUGGAAAUCAUAGAAAAAUGAUGCACAACAUUUUCUGAUUGAACGUGUCCUUGGUGUGUUUCCUGACGACCUCUCCAACCCCGCCCACUGGCUGCAAGGCCAGGAAGCCAAAACAACUUCACAAACAGAAGGCAGAGAGAGGGACGUUACAAAACUUAAAAAGUCACAACAACUUAACUGUUGGAAAUACAAUUCAGAAAGAAAUACACAUUAACCUGCUUUUGUCAGGUGUAUUGUCAAAGAUUUACGUGAAAACUGUUUAAAAAUGACUGUUGAUGAUAUAGAUAAUGUUGUGCAUGCAUUACAACAAGUUGUUGAAUAUCACUGCAAGCUCACUGACAUAUCUGAACACCAUUUAAAACAGUUGAUAUGAAGUGUCCAAA
This is a messenger RNA of Epinephelus lanceolatus (giant grouper), 10833 nucleotides long. RefSeq names its product piezo type mechanosensitive ion channel component 1 (Er blood group) (gene piezo1). Gene Ontology annotation, cellular component: membrane. Gene Ontology annotation, molecular function: mechanosensitive monoatomic ion channel activity. The record is from RefSeq and is a predicted model, not a curated record. Lineage: Eukaryota; Metazoa; Chordata; Actinopteri; Perciformes; Serranidae.